This is a messenger RNA of Didymodactylos carnosus, 1960 nucleotides long. The record is from the annotation of a GenBank genome assembly. NCBI's taxonomy places the organism in Eukaryota, Metazoa, Rotifera, Eurotatoria, Philodinida, Philodinidae.
AUGGGAGAACCGUACAAAAUGUUUGUCUCUGGCAGUUCAAAAGAAGGACAAUCAGAUGCAAAUCAUUUUCGACAUGAUAAGAGAUGUCAAGACUUUGAUAUAAUGAUUGAAAUUGGUUUGAUAUCAUCGAUGGAUUCCUUAGAGUCAAUUCCUAAUGUACCAGGUUUUGUUCGUGUUCUGUCUUGUGAAGAAACAGUUCAACUUAAAUAUUCAAUUGAUUAUCCAGCUAGACUCAUUAAAUCUUUACAUCCACUACCAACUGAAAACGAAUAUAUCAAUGCUACGAAAAUUAAAGAGAUUAUAUUAAAUAAUAUCAAAUCAAGUUGCACUUUUGGAAAUACCAUUUCCGAUUUGCGUACUUAUGUAACCGGACCAUCACUGGCUAGUGUAGAAGCUACUGCACAACUUAAUUAUGCUGAAAUGCUGGAUUCUUUUAAUCUGUUCUUAGAUUAUAUAAAUCCUCUUCCACAUCCUCUAUUUGGUUAUCGUUUACCGAAUGAUUUAAGAAAAAAGAUCGAAGCAGCCGUGUUAGAGUUUUACUUCAGAUAUCGAAGUUAUUUACCUGUAUUGGAUGCAAUGAGAGAUGUAUAUUCGAGUGCACACGACCAGCAUAAUCCUUUUGGUGGAGAUGCAGAUUAUGUGCCAUGUCUGAGACUUGAAUUCUGGCCAGACGAUCUUAUAGUGAGAAGAAUUCCGCCAAUUCAAAAUAUUGCAAUUCCAGAAUUACUCGGGAGGGUUAGAUUCUGAGAAUUAUAGAAUUCGGGAAGUUCAAAGUUUUGCAAAUCUAGAAUUUUGCUGUAUAUCGAGAAGUUGCGAAUUCGAGAAUUUGAGUAUUCUGCAGAUUCAAAAUUAUGCAAAUCGGGAAUUUUCCUGCAUAUUGCGAAGCUUAUACUUUCAGAAUUUGAUAAUGCUGCGAAUUCAAAAUGUUGGAAACCGAGAAGUCCGCUGUAUAUUGAGAAUUUUACGAAUCAAAGGAUUUUGAGAAUGCCGCAAAUUCAAAAUACUGCAAAUCCAGAAUUUGGCUGAAACCGUGAAUUUUUCUGCAUAAUGAGAUGUUAAGAAUUUGACGGUUUGAGAAUUCUUUAAAAUCAAAACGGUGCAACUCCGGAAUUUUGACGUAUAGUGAGAAGAAUUUCCGAAUUCUUCGAAAUCAAAAUCUUGCAACUCGGGAAUUACACGCGAAGGUUAGAUUUUGAGAAUUUGAGCAUCAUGGAAAUUCAGAUUUUUGCAAAUCAAGCAUUUUCAUGUGUAUUGAGUGGCUAAGAACUUUAAGGAAAUCACAAAAACCCGCAUUCGCGGCGAAGUCAGUUUUUCUAACCUACUUCGUUCGGUAAGCAACAUGACUUCAUGGUGGUUAAGGACAUACAAUGUUUAUUGCUUUCUCCCAGUAGUUCAACUCAAAAUCGUGUGCGAAUUCUUUAUUAUAUCGUGACUAUUGGUGAAAUAAACAUUGUACAUCUAUAGCCACCAUGAAGACAUGUUGCAUACCGAACGAAGUAGUUAAGAAACACUAACUUCGCCGCGAAUGCGAAUUUUCCAUGAUCUCGUCAGGUACCCAUCGAUGGCGAAUUCUCUAUUUUAUUCUGACGAGUGUAGUUCACCAUCUAGGUUAGGUGAGGUUCGGUUGCGAAUUCUCUGUUAUAUUCUGAAUAGUUUAGAUCACCAUCUAGGUCAGUUAACAAUCGAUUGCGAAUUCUCUAUCAUUUUGCGGCUACGUAGACAGAUAGUCCGACGUGUCUUCUACAAAAUGAGAUAAAUGCAACGUGUUGGUUUUGCUUAGUUUUUGAGCCGACGCGGCUUUUCCCGUAUCACCGGUAUUGGACUGUUUGCUGUUCUGACAAUUUCAGAAACACAGAAUACAUAGAUACUCGAUGCCCCUGGCCAAUGUGACAACGUUUAUUUCCCUACAAAAUGUCAACUGACUUUGACUGCGGAGUUGGGAAAACCGCAACAUUUUCGC